AUGGCGAGCAGCAGCAAGUCGUCGUCCUCGAGCUCGCCGCAGCUGGUUGCUGCCGCGCUGCUUGUGGCCGCCGUGGUGGCGGCGUCCGUCCUGGUGGCGGCGGAGGCGGUGUGCGACAUGAGCAACGAGCAGUUCAUGUCGUGCCAGCCCGCGGCGGCCAAGACGACGGACCCGCCGGCGGCGCCGUCGCAGGCGUGCUGCGACGCGCUGACGGGCGCGGACCUCACGUGCCUGUGCGGCUACAAGAACUCGCCGUGGAUGAGCGUCUACAACAUCGACCCCAAGCGCGCCAUGGAGCUCCCCGCCAAGUGCGGCCUCGCCACGCCACCCAACUGUUAG
Messenger RNA from Miscanthus lutarioriparius, 339 nucleotides. NCBI's taxonomy places the organism in Eukaryota, Viridiplantae, Streptophyta, Magnoliopsida, Poales, Poaceae. The record is from the annotation of a GenBank genome assembly.